Molecule: messenger RNA, 666 nt
Organism: Acanthosepion pharaonis
Lineage: Eukaryota; Metazoa; Mollusca; Cephalopoda; Sepiida; Sepiidae
Source: the annotation of a GenBank genome assembly
AUGGUUGCUGGUGUGGAUGGUGGUCGAGCGGAUGUCGAGCGAAUGUUGCGCCGGUGUCGAUUGUCUCAGAUGAAAAUGGGGAUUAUCUUUCACACCGCGAACAAGCGGCGUGGAAAACAUUUGACGCAAAAUCCGGUUGCGACAGCCGAAAAGCAAUCAUUCGAUUUUUAUAAUGGGAAAUAUAAAAGCUUCAAUUGCAAUCAAGUAUUGAUCUCUCUCUCUCUCUCUCUCACAAACACACACUCUUUUAAUUUGCUUCUCUCUAUCUUGCUCUCUUUCACACUCUCUUUCUCACUCUCUAUCUUGUUCUCUCUUUCUCUCUCUUUCUCAAUCUCUUACUUUACAUCUCUCUUUUGUUCUCUAUCUGUUUUUCUCUCUCACACACACUCUUACUUUCCAUCUCUCUUAAAAUCUCUUUCUCACUCUGUUACUUUUCCUCUUUAUCUGCCUGACUCUUUCUCACUCAUUCCCACUUUUACUUCCCUUCUCUCUCUAUCUUUCUCUCUCUUUCUCUUUCUCACUCUCUUAGUUUCCCUCUCCCUCUAUCUUUCUCACUCUUUCUUUUUCUCACUCUCUUACUUUCCCUCUCUAUCUCACUUUCUCUGUCUCACUUAUUCUCUUUCUCUCUCUUACUUUUUUCUCCUUGCUUCAUUUCUUCCUCUUUAA